GAACAAGCAGAGCCUGCCGGGCAAAGCAAAGCAAAGCAAAGCCUGCAUGUUCUCAGUUGCUCCACGGCGUCUUGUCGGUAACCUGUCACGGAAUAAUGCCACAGUCUAAGGUGUCUCCGACCAAUGGAGGGCCCUCGAAGGACUGCCGUGAAGUCAAGCGUCCCGCGGUGACGCACGAGCAUGGAAAGAACAGCUCGGGUGGCCCUCACAAGCGGCGCAGCAGGCAACGUACGCGCUCGGGCAGAGGCCGUAGCCCUCCGGCGAGUUCCACUCAAGCUGCCACCGAGAAGCCCCUGGAAAGCGCUCACGAACAGAAAGAACCCACCGAGGAAGGCGGAAAGAAGGUGGUAGGCGAGGGCGAGCCCUCGCUCGGCAAGAACGAAGCCGAAGCGAAACAAUGUGUAGCUGCGACGAAUGACAACGUCGGCCAGAAGUGCGAGGGUCAGUCGAAGCGCAAGGUAUCGCUGUACUUGACCGAAGCAGAUCGGCAGCAAAUUAGCGAGGCACCGGCGCAGUCGUCGCGCUACGACCACUCCAUGCCUCGACCGGGCGUCUUCGAGGUACCGCCUGAUGACCCGCGCAGAGCGAUGUUCAUGUUGCCGCCGGCUUCCGGCCCCGGGGCGAGCGAUCGCAAGAGCCGCACCUGCGCGCGCCGGCGCCUCACCACGAUGGACUGCGCACUGGCCGCCUUCGUGGUCACCUGCUCGCUAGCCAUACUGGGUGCGCUGCUCUUCGGUAGGACCUCGCCAAGGCCGCCACCGCGGCUCAUCAAGGCCAAGGUCGUUCUCGAACGCAUGCAAGGACUCUGCGAGAACUUGGACUGCCGGGCCGCCGUGCGCGAGGUCAUUGUCUCGUCCGACCCGUUCACCAAUCCCUGCAGAGACCUGCAAAGCUUCGCGUGCGGUCAUUGGUGCGCUUCCGCGAACCGCACGAUGGCGGCCACCUACUGGCUCGAACAGCGUCGUCGUUACGUGUCCGUCGUGGAGGCCGCGGUGCUCCGCGUCCAUCGCAGGGCCCUGUUCACGGGCCAGCCGUUCGACUACAUGGCGUCCUUCUACGCGUCCUGCCUGGGGCUGCUGGGAAACAGAAAGGCUAGCCUCGCGGACUGCUGGAGGGCCGCAGGCGUCGAGUUGCCGCAGUGGACGAAUGCGAGCGACUUCAGGACGCUCUUCGCUCUCGCCGUGGACACCAUCGUUCACUCGGACAUGCCGUCCGUCUUCAAGAUAAAGUUCUACAGCGACAGUACAGUUGACGCCAACACGGGCACGGCGAUCGCCGCAACAUCCACGGAUGACCAUUACAGGCAAAUGCUCGUGGAGGAAGCGGCCGCGGAACUGGGCGUGGACGCCGAGCCUCUCCGGCGCAAGAUACGGGACAUCGACGAUGCCGUCCGAGGGGCGAUCGAAAACGCCCCGAUGGACGCUGCCGACACGUCCGUUGCGUGCAGCUAUUUCGACACGGCCAGGGUGAAGAGAGUCUGGUGCGAGGUCUUCAAGAUUCACCACCGCCGUUCGACGGCAUCGCACGACUCGUCCUCGCACGAACCCCACGCCCGCGUGACCAGCACCAACAGCCCACAGGCGAUUCGCGUCAUACUGGACGCUCUCGGCAGCGCCGACCUGGUCGCGGCCAGGAUAUACCUGCUGCUCGUCCCUCUUGCGAAGUUCAUGGUACUCGAGCAUCGGGUUCGGCCGCUGCGCGGGGACCUGAGUGCUGGCGCGAGAAGCGAAGUGUGCGUGCGCACCUUGCAGACGCACGUCAAGGAGGUCUUCGAGCUGUGGUUCAAGACGCGAGUGUUGCUCGAUGGCACCGCGACGGAUGUGUCUCGCAUGGUCAAGGACGUUCGCAAGGCUUCGAGCGCCACAUUCAAACGCUUCAAGGGCGCCAGACUGGACGAGUACGAGGCACACAGGACGACCGCAUGGGUGGAAGACCUGUUUAACCAAUCGAGAGUUCCCGUUCCAGCCGUGCCGGAGUACGGGGACGACUUCGUCGCGAACAUGAUCUUGCUUUCACGUUCCGGAGUAGCCGUGGGACGUGACGAGUUGGUCCACAUCGCGACGAUGGCAGAGCAAAGCGCCGGCUCGCACGGUCUGUGUGGGAGCAACGACACGUCUACGGUCGACGUGGUGGCGGGUGGCCGGGAAUUCGUGAACCUCUUGCUGCCGGACGUAUACUACACCGACUCGAACCGCAAGGUCCUCAACUACGCCAGCCUGGGAACGCUCCUGGCCGGCGAAGUGUUCGACGCGCUUUCUUCGCGAGUGGACCUGGCAACCCCCGCGAGCUGCUUGGCCAGCUACGUGAGCGCGAACAUGGGAGUCGCGCUUGGCGAGGUUGAGCGGGCGACCGUGCUGAGGACAGCGUGGGUGCUCGAGACUGCGCACAAGGCGGCCGCGCUUCGAGAGCCGGACGUCGCCCACAACGCGCUCGCGACGAGGCUCUUCGUCAUGCGCUUCUUGCGCACGCUGUGCGGCGAGCCCGAGGACGCGGCCAGGCUCUCUCGGUUGGCCCUCGCGACGCUGCCCAUCUACACGCUGGCGUUCAACUGCUCCAAACCCUCGGAGCCCGCGCUCUGUUGAGCAGUGCGCGGCCGUCGCGAUGCGACUUUUGUCAACGCGCCGACGCAGCGCAGCGUUUCGUCUUACGCAAGCGUGGAGACGUUGCGAUAUUUUGCCACGACAACGCUCAGCAUGUGAUGUGUAUUUUUGCGAUGCAUGCUGCAAUUCAGUUUGCGUGUGAGUGGUUUUCUUCGAUAUAAAUAGAAUGCAUGCUGUACUCGUUUAAGUACUUCCCGCGAUUCUCCUUUCUAAUUGCGCUCGCCACGUAACCGCCACGUAAGAUAGCCAACGAGAGCAAUCAUUGUAGUAGUUAACCUCACUUUGUUCGUAUCGCUUCUUUGUUUGUUCUUUAUCGCUUUUCUUGCUGCUGCGCAGUGCUGCCGAAAUGGCCAACAGUAUACUUGCGUGAAGAAACCGAAGCGACCGCGCGCAACUGUAGCGGGCGUUUUCUUCGCAUAAACGUUCGGCGCAGCUUGUCGAGUUCCCAGUGCGCCAGCCGUUUACAACGUGCCCACGCAGUUCGGUGUUUUCUUCUGACUGCUACAAAUACGUCGCAUUAUAAAAGCGGUGUUGCUCACGUUGCGCGCUUUCCGCGAUGGUGAUUUGUGCGGUUGAUGUUUCGUGCUCACGCUGUUUUCUGUUCAUCACGGCCAUCGUGAGGCUUGACUUGUCUUGUUUUCCGCAAAGUCGGAGUGAAUAAAUGUGACCGCUGGAAUAGCAGAGCAAGUUGGACGACUUGAUUUCUGUUCGUGAUGGAAGGAGGGGCACAUAGCACAGAAAGGGGACCCAGGGCAAGAUAGAAGAGUUUGUAAGAUAGACGCUUUGUGCAUUCACCAUGAACACGAAGGCUGGUAUAAAGAAGUCGCUGAGAAACCAAGAGUCGCCUAUUGACAUAUUGAGGCAGGUGUU
Messenger RNA from Dermacentor albipictus, 3470 nucleotides. RefSeq lists its product as uncharacterized. Lineage: Eukaryota; Metazoa; Arthropoda; Arachnida; Ixodida; Ixodidae. Gene Ontology annotation, molecular function: metalloendopeptidase activity. Gene Ontology annotation, biological process: proteolysis. The record is from RefSeq and is a predicted model, not a curated record.